Kluyveromyces marxianus DMKU3-1042 is the source of this 2199-nucleotide messenger RNA. It is a transcript of the gene RSM22, whose product is annotated as tRNA methyltransferase RSM22. Gene Ontology annotation, cellular component: mitochondrial small ribosomal subunit. The record is from RefSeq and is a predicted model, not a curated record. NCBI's taxonomy places the organism in Eukaryota, Fungi, Ascomycota, Saccharomycetes, Saccharomycetales, Saccharomycetaceae. The transcript has a single exon. Gene Ontology annotation, molecular function: methyltransferase activity; structural constituent of ribosome. The coding region runs from base 1 to 2199 and encodes 732 amino acids. Gene Ontology annotation, biological process: translation.
AUGCUUCGUUUCGGUAGAACAUUUCGCCUACCGAUAAAGUCUACGUUUGCUGCACGAUUGAACUCUUCUUUGGCAGAUUCUUCGAACAAUUUUGCUGAACUUGUGGAUAGAAAGAGUCCUGAUUCUAGGAGCACAUUUGGGUUUGUUGUUGACGGCACACAACAGGAUAAUGUUCGAGUUGUUGAACGAGAUGAACUGCUUAAUAAUUCAGUGAAGGGGGAGUAUAGAGAUAAAAUGGGAAAUCUUUUGCAAGGACUCAAUGCUGAAGAAGCCAGACUCUUACCCCAAACGCUAGAAGGAAGGGCCUUCAGGCAACAAAUCCAACUAUCGCACACGGUGACAGAGGCGAUACAGCAUAAUAUUAUGUCUUUACAUAUACCCAAUAAUUUGCGUAGGGCAGCUUCGAAGUAUUUUGUGGAACUUUACGAACGUUCGCUUCAUAGACCAACAUCGUCAAAUAUGGAAGUAGACUCUCACAUCGCCUCUAUUUUUGUUCAGAACUACGCAGCCAUCUAUCAAUCUUUGUCUGAGCUUAAGAAGAGAGUCGGAAAGGACUUUAAUCCGCAGAGAGUAUUAGAUGUUGGCUAUGGUCCAGCUACUGGUAUCGUAGCGUUGAACGAUUUGAUGGGGAAAGAGUACAGACCUAAAGUCAAAGAGGCAACUAUUAUUGGUCAUUUAGAGAUGCAAAAGAGAGCCAAAUUAAUAUUGAGCAGACAGUUGAACGAAAUUCCUGACGAUUUACUUUACGCAGAGGAAAAGUCGUACACCGACCCCCCUAAGAAAGAUACUGAAGAGGAAGUUGAGGAAGAAGAGGAGGCUGAUAAUAUCGACGCGCAAGAUGAAAUGCUUGGAGAGGUAGCAACGAAAAGUAUCCGUAUUAAUACCAGACUACGUAAAGACGUGCCUGGUUCUAACGAAUAUGACUUAAUAAUAUUAACGCAUCAACUUUUGAGACAUGAAGAAAGAUUCCCCGCGCAGAUUGACGACAAUUUGGAUCACUACUUGAAACUUCUUUCACCAAAGGGACACCUUGUGAUUAUAGAAAGAGGGAAUCCAAUGGGAUUUGAGAUUAUUGCAAGGGCAAGACAGUUUAUGAUUAGACCUGAGAACUAUCCUGAUGAACAUGGCAAGAUUCCAAGGCCGUGGAACAGAGGUAAUAAGAUGAUGGGGAGAGCCAGCUAUCGUUCGGUGCCCGUGGAAAAUGAAGAACCAACCAUUGAAAGUUUGAACUUGGAUGAUGAAGAAUAUCUCGAACUUGCUCAAAGCUUGGAUUCCAAAUACGGGCCUGUGAAAGCAGAAGACUUGGAAUUUGAAGAGGACCUUCUAAAGUCAAUGGAAACAGAAGAAGAACCAAAUGAGGAAAAUUACCAUAUCAAAAUCAUUGCUCCAUGUGCCCACCACAGGAAAUGCCCACUCCAAAUUGGUAAACCUCAUUACUACGACCUUUCAGAAGGCUCAAAGUUGAAUUUCUGUAACUUCCAAAAGACUGUGCUAAGACCCAAAUUUACCAUUGAACUAAAGAAAGGUAAGAUCUUAGCCACUCCAUGGCAAACUCCUACUGAUGGUAUCGGGAUAAAGGGUAAGUCGUCUGCUGGUUCAGGAAGAAAAAAUGGUAGAGGAUUUGAAAUUGUUAAUUACUCAUAUUUGAUCGCUGAAAGAUCAGCGAAAGAUCGUGAAACAAGCCAAUCUAUUAAAGCAGAAAGAGAGGAGAACAAGACCAAAUACGACAUUGGUUCAUUAGGCGACAAUACAGCCAAUACAUGGCCUAGAAUUAUUAAACAACCUAUUAAGAGGAAAGGACAUGUGACCCUUGACCUAUGUGCGCCUUCAGGUAAUUUCGAAAAAUGGACUGUACCAAGAUCUUUAGACAAAAACAUCUAUCAUGAUGCCAGAAAGGCACAGAAAGGUGACUUAUGGGCGCUUGAGGCCAAAACAAAAAUUCAAGGUGGAGGUGCUUUGAAUGUGAAAAAGCUCGAAAAGUUACACAAAGAAGAAAUCAAAAAGAUGAAGAACGCGGUGAAGGUCAAGUCCCGGGAAUUGAAGGACAUAGCCAACCAAUUGGAUCAAGAAAAGGAAGAUUUAGAUCCUCAGUCAGCUGUUGAUGCGCUAGCUAAAUUCCAUCAACACAACUUCCAUUUAGAAAAUGCAAAGAAGGAGAAGAAAUAUGCCAACCGGAAAUUGGCAGUCGAUGAAUACUAA